Sorghum bicolor (sorghum) is the source of this 2142-nucleotide messenger RNA. RefSeq lists its product as uncharacterized. The coding region runs from base 220 to 1773 and encodes 517 amino acids. The transcript has 2 exons. Gene Ontology annotation, molecular function: protein binding. Lineage: Eukaryota; Viridiplantae; Streptophyta; Magnoliopsida; Poales; Poaceae. The record is from RefSeq and is a predicted model, not a curated record.
CCACAUCUGUGGAAAUGAUGCCUUUUGGCCUAUUGCGUUCAAACAUGGAACUAACUAGCUAGGGUGGUUCUCAUCUUUGACAAAGACUUCUUGACAAAAGUUUCCCUUGCAGAGAGCCAGAGACCAUUCAAGACGUAUCUACACACACGAUAGCUGUCCACCAUUCACGUCCCUGCAAUUCAAUCAAAGGGAAGGGAUACUGCAGAUGCUUGAACCCUAAUGGCGGAGAUUGUCGGUUCUGCGGUUGUUCAGGAGUCAGUUAGCAAAAUCCUGUCUGGUCUGCUUCAAAAAUAUGAGGAGAAACAGAACCCAAUUGCGUUCAGAAACCUUGAGAGGCUAGAGAUGGCACACAUCAGGCUGGAGGCUGUUCUUCAGACAUCAGAUAAGUGGGACAUCACUGAUACAUCCUUGUUGCGUUGGCGUAGGAAGCUCAAGUCUGCUGCUCAAGAGUGUGAUGAUACGCUGCACAGAUGCAGGCAGAGAAUCCUAGAAGAUGAACACAUAGAAAAGGAAGUAAGCAAUUCCUCCCUUCCUAAGCGGGUUGUGCAUGCUACCAGGUCAUUCGUUUCUUCUAUCUUUAACCACGACAACGACGAAUUGAAUAUAUCCAUUGUUCAAAGAUUUGAAUGGUUUGCUGAUGGUGCUAGCGAAUUUCUGAGGUUACUAGAGCUUGGUGGGACACCAAGGUGUCACAUGCACUUUGACCCUCUUAUCAGGCACCUUCUUGAUGGCAAGAUACUACAACAUAGAAUCAUUAGUGCAAACAAAUGCCCUUUGCUUUUACAGUUGGCGCCAUUUUUUAGUGCAGAGCAUGGAAUUCAAGGUAGGCUUUACUUCAUGCAGAAAGAUCCUAAUGUGCCGGAUGAUGAUUUUUGCUUUACUGUAACACUGCAGCUUUCGGAGAGUACGGACAUAGUUGGGGUUGCAAUUCAGUGCUUACAUCUGUUUGCCCCUCUUUUCAUGUCUACGGUUGAAAACAUAAGGAAAAGGCUUAUGGAACUACCUACUGAAGACUUCUCGUGGGUACCAUAUGUUGAUUCACACCAGAAAAAAUAUUGGGACAAUGUUCACAGAUUUGGCAGUCAAUGGUUUCGCCCAAACCCAUUAUGUUGCAAGAAGCAUAAUAAGCAUGAACUUUGUCAUAGUUGCAAGCUAGACAAGUCAUCUGGAUUACCAUAUGUUUCUCUAGAACCGGUUAUUUAUGUAGGUCUGUGGUGCCAGGUCUCACUCUCAGAGUCCAACAAACAGAGGCUGUCACAGUCCGAAUGUAGAAGUUCUCUACAUGAUCAUCUAUAUCAGAGAGCUGGAGUCCUCUUUGCACCACAUGGCUCUUCAGAAGACAUGUUGCUUGUGGAUAAGUUUCCUGCAAUAGCAGCAACCAACAGUGAGGAACAACACUGUUUGCAUACUGUCUUUACCUUGGGACAACUUGAGGAGAUCAUGCUGCCAAAAGCAAUAGAUUUCUUCAGCCAGAAUGAGGAAGCGACAGUCUACCAAAUGCUUAGGAGGUCUAGGCAUGGCACUGCAUACAUUCAGGUUGAGAGAGCAAGAAUCUUCAUGCCAAGCACACAACAAAUGUUUCAUGGAGCUAAGAGAAGGAAGCUGUUGCAAGGACUGGAUGAGGAGUUGGAGUGCCUGACAUAUUGGGUCUCUCGCUUCCUUGUCUUAUGGACUUCUCAUGCAUCCGUCCAACUGGAAGGCUCGAACAUGGACUGGUAUCUGGAAGUAAAGGAAAAACACAAGCAGCACAUCACUGCGACCUGGAAUUCCUGAUCAGAUAUCUACCAUGGAUCGAUCAGUAUAAAAGAAUGGAGUGUUCCAUGAAAGGUUCAAAGUGUGGAUUUACUGUUCAUGACCAAGAACAGAUAUGCAUGUCAAAAGAACAGAGUACACAUAUUUUAAGAUCUCAAAUUUGGGACAGAUGCUCCGACUACAGGGUCAAAGACUCAACACAGAAGCAGAGCUACAGCACGGAGGAAUUUUUUUGUUACUCACCACACUAGUGACUUGUGUAUAAUAUCAAUAUAAUGCUGGUCUUAGUUGAGAACUCUGUCCUGGAUUAGGAAUGUAUGUGAGCUUUUUGUAUCGUGGUGUAUAUUAAUCACCAUUUGGAUCUUAUAGUGGACGUUCCAUGAUUAUAUA